AUGGCCAGCGAUCAUGAGGUAAUUUCCGAAGGGGACAUAUAAAUUUUGGUUUCUUUUUUUUUCUCGUCGUCUCGUUUCCCAGUUCAAUAUGAUGUUACCCUAUCAAUCAUUCCAUCCUUUCGUCGAAAAUUUCUUUGCCUUUCUCGGUCCAAAAAUUGUUUUUUUUUUUCUUUUAAGUGAAUGGAGUCAAAAUGGAAAAGUGGACAUUGAGCAAACAUUGGAGAGGGGAAAACAUUGUGAAAUUUGUAUUUUUUGAAAUUUCAGAAUUUUUCUUCGGUGAUGGCCGCCCACCGGAAGGUCCUCAAGCCGGUUGCCUUGCAAGGUUUCGAUUUUCCGAAAUUUUCAGGCUCAAAAUCACGAGUUUUGGAUCUUAAAGUAUGAUAUAUUAUGCUCAGAACCGUAAUUCAAAUCAAAAAGCAUCCACUUAUCAAGAGCUCUGAGAAUAGAAGUUUCUUCUAUUGUCUUUCUUCAUUCUAUUUUCAUUCAUUCUGAGUAGUUCAACUAAUUCCAAUUUUCAGUAUUAAAUUUGUAUGCAAGAGAUGAUUUUUUGAUCUAAAAAUAACGGGUUUUUCUCUUCAAAUAUUUUUUUUUAAAGUACUCGCUUUUUAGAGAAGCAUGAUCAUAUUUCAUAAACGUCUCGAAAUGAGAAGCCGUUUUAGGAGUAAUUCUAGAUCGUGUGGGGCUUUUGUGUCUUUCACUGAUCAUGAAAGAAUUGUUAUUGAAUUCUUGAACGACCUUUCGCAAAUUUUUGCACUGAAAAAUGUAUCUCGACGAGAAAAAAGUUCACCGUCACAUGACGAACUUUAAUCGAACCUAAUCACAUAAUCGUUUGGUAUCGUUAUCAAUCUCAUCAAUUACUUUUCGCAGAGAUUCACGAAGAGGUCGAAGAAAACAAACCUGCCGAAGAGACGACGACGGAAACUGAAGACCGCCCAGCGGCAACUGGCGAAGAAACGCCUUCGGAGCGGAAAUUGAGCCGAACGUCGAGUUUCGACGAAGAUCAGGAGAAGUUGGCUAGAAGGAUGUGAGCAGUGAUAUUCUUCUAAGAAGGAAUGGAAAACCAUAAACUAGCUUCGAAAAUAUGCUAUAUUUCAAGCGCAACCGAUCCAAAACCAAUCGCGAAAGUCGCUGAGUUUCAAGCCAUCUUAAGUGCGAUCAACUUAAGUGAAAGAGUUCUUGUGAUUGCAUUAAAACUCUGAAAAGUAUGCGAGUUUCGACUUCCGUAAGUUCCAGAAGGAGCAAAAGCGUCGGAAGCAGCUCUCAUCUUGCUCGGAGACCUUCAGAAGCCGAAGCUCCACAUCAAAAUAGAUACACGAGGGGCGCGGCUCCGAUUUAUGAGAAGUUUGUUGUAAAAAAUGUUAUGAAAAAAAAAUUUUAAAAAUGGCCAUAAUUAAAGUAUAAUGUUUUUUCGAACCUUGCUCUGAAAUUUAUGAAGUUAUUACCACUACCAUUUGGUUAGAGCUUGGGCAUUCGUUUUAGAGUUUCUUGAAACUGAGUGAAAAGUCUAAAUUCGAAUUUCGUGAGAAAAAGUCUAUUUUCAACUAAUGAAUGUGAAAAAAGUUCAGACAGCAAAACAAAAGAAACUCCCUGUACAGCAGCCAGGAAGCCAUCGACAGCUACUAUGAGAGAAAUAUUGGUACAAACUCUCCCUCUAAGUAAAAUAUUCAAAAAAAAAAAAAUAGUGUUCAGGAUGCGACCGGCCACUGGACAUUAACGGUAAACUUCCGUUUCGAGCUCAAAUUCGGCCCGGAGGCGACAAUUUGAGCCACAUGAGCACCCCCGGAGCACUGGGCGAGCCCGUGGCUCCAACUCGUCGAAGUAAUUAUGAGCUUCGUUAUUUAUAGUUGGUCGCGCAAAAUUAAAAAUGUGGCAUAGGGAAUGGAUUGAUGUCCAAAUCAGCUGAAAAAAAUUCCGCCCUUUUCCUUGAAAGUUCCGACCUCAAAUAUAUCUUUUUGCUGCGCCCGACCUCUUACGACUCGAACAGGUGUGAGACAACAGAAGGGUGAGAGAACCCGAGAAAGAUUCAUUUUUAAGGUGGAAUAUAGAUUAAAGCUCACGUCACUUCUUGUCAGUCGCAGUAGAUAAACGAUUUAAAAUGUUUUUUUUCCGUACCCGCCCUCUCACGACUUCUCAAAGAGCAAGAGGCAACACAGGGCGGAGAUAGCAUUAGAGAGCUUUUGACCUUAGCUGAAAAAAUAGUUCAACGCGCAAACCACUUUUUGUCAGGCGCAAGUUACCCAACCACUUUACUUUCUCUUCAAGACAUCAUGAUAGCGUUUCAAGUCGGAGUGAAUCUACGAAGAAGAAGGAAAAAAGAUAACAAGUCCUACCUAGGAUUCGACAAGUCGAUCUACUGGUUGUCGUUCAGCCAGAAUCGGGUCGGCUUCCGACAUUUAUUCUUCACGCUUCUCAUAUUUUCCUACACCAUGUUUGGUGCGCUGAUGUUCUACACCAUCGAGGGGAAAAAUGAACGCGAGGUGAGGGUUUUUUGAAGAGAUUCCAGAGAGAAAAAGUGUUCUCACAUCUAUAGCGUCUCUUCAGAACGUUGUUGAGCCAUCGUCUGUAAUCUCUCAUUUGCCUCUCUGAAGGGAUCAUUUUGAAUUGAAAUCUCUUAAGUGACCAUUUAGUUAUUUUUUCUCAAAUCUAGUUCAGUAUUUCUCCGAGUUUCAUGACUGCCUUAGGGAUCACUUGAAGUUUUCAAUAACUCAAGCUCGAGUUCCUGAAGCGACAACUUUAACUUAGGACUUGAAAACUCUAAUUCCGAUAUUCUCAUCCUGAUACGACUUCGUUCAUUCAUAACUUUCUUUUUGGAUGGUCAAAGUGAGGGAAGCGAACUUGGAGUCGCUGAUAACUGAGCUGGCGAUGAAGGUCGAAGCGGAAAUAAAUCAUCCAAAUAUUUCGACGACGCUGGAUUCGAUUCGCGGUUAUAUUCGAGUUGGUCUUUUUUUUUGGUUAUGAAAAAGUAGCCGCUUUAAAAGAAAGAAGUUUGCUCUACGGGGUUUCUGAAAUCUUAGCUUAAAUGUUCAUUGUGAUCUCGGGCCUUGGUAGAGCGAACCAGGCGCGCCCCGGGCGCUUCAGAGCACUGUAGGGAUUCCUUUAGCAGCGUCAGUUACUUGAAAUUCCCAGAAACGUCCGGAGCGCGUCCGGUUUUCGUUAGCGAGAGAAGGCAAAGAAAAGAUCAAGUUAGCCUUAGAGCGCACUUUCUAUUCACCAGGCUAGUUGUUGGAUUUUUUAAAUGUUUCGAAUCGUUUUCAUUACCUUUCUGUGACAUUUUGAAGCCUAUUCAUUCUUGGAUCUCUUUUAAAAAAAUCAAUAUAUCGUUUAUCGCGCCGACAAUUCGAUUAAGUUGAUUCUAUGCCGCUUCAAAAAUCAUUGGAAACUUCUUUUCCAGGACGCAUACAUUCAUUUGAUGAAGCUUGAGUCUCAAUACAAAGGCAGCACUUAUUAUAAGCUAGAAGAGCCGGAAAAGAACCUGAAAUGGACCUUGUCAAGCGCCUUUUUCUUCUGUAUGAAUGUCCACACGACGACUGGUUACGGUAUCAGAAAAAAAAAACAAUAAUUAAAGGUUCUAAUGUAAUCAAUUUAGGGUCGAUCGCCCCGGAAACUACCCUCGGACAAGUGCUGACCAUUGCCUACGCUGUCAUAUUUUUGCCGACCACUUUAGUGGUCCUUCGAGAUUUGGGACAGUUUUGCCUGGUCAACUCAACGAAGAUUUAUGCUCACUUGUUGACCCAUGUUAGGUUGGUGCGAAAAAAUAUUUUCAAAAAAUAAAAAAUAAAAAAAAAUAAAAAAGAAGCAAAUUUCAUUCUAUUUUCGCCUUCAAUUUCAAAAGUGGUAGGGAGUUAGGCUAUUGAGAGCUCGAAAAUUGUUUAGUGAGUUUAUAAAAAAAGUUUUGUAGUCAAAACUUGGAGGAAAAUAUAAUAUUUUUGAAGGUGCGGUUGAGAACAUACCAAGUCCAUAAAAAAUCAUUUAAUCAAAGCCUUCGAAGGUAUUUUUUCCGGAGGCUCAGUAGUCUCUUCAGAAGUUCUUAUUUUGAAAAUUAUUCAAAGAAAAAAUAUGAAGACCUUUCGAAUUCAAUUUAAAUUAUCUGUCCGAUCAUUUUUCGUUUCUCAAUAAGCACUUCUUGUAAAUAAACUCCAUCUUUCAAGAUCCAAGAAACGUGAAUAAUUAAAGUUAUCCAUUGAGCAGUACCUUACAGGAAAGCUCAAGGUAAAAAAGAGAUCGAUCACGACGAGAUCAUCAGCCUUCCCAUCAAGGCUUGCAUCUUCAUCUUCUUAGGUAUAGUCGAGUCCAAACAGUUUUUUUGCUGUUUGAAAGAAAGAAUAAAAAAAAAAGGAACUAGUCUAUUUUAUAGCCCUCUCACCACUGACUUGAGAUCCAACGAAACGUCUGAGUCUUUUAUUUUCACUCGCUGAUUCCUCUAUCCCUUGAAGAUGGUCUUUUGUAGUAUUGGUUCAUGUCAGCCAUUGGUCCAAAAAUGAAAAUUCUGGCUUGUCUGGACUCUUUUGUUCCCUCGCAAACUCAAGUUUGUUUCAGUUACCUGACUCCGAGUGAAAAAGAGAAAGCAGACAGUUAGACUCAUUCAAGUAGCGACAAAUAGAGUAUAAGAGCAAGUUGAAGAAUUUCCUCUUCUCCAGCCUACAUAACGAUGUGCACGACCUUCGUCUACCUCUACGACGACAUCUCCGGCCCCGACGGCAUUUCGGCCUUCCAAUCUUUCUAUUUCUCAUUCGUCUCCUUGACUACUAUCGGGUUUGGCGAUGUCAUGCCGAAUAAUGUCACGGUGAAGAUUUGUUGAACACAAAAGUAGCUGAAAGUGAGCUCCAAAUAUAAUCCUGAAGCGGAAAAGCGUAUUGUCAACCUUGGAGCGAAUUUCUCUGAUUUUUUGCAGCUUAUUCUUCUCGUCUUUUCAGACGGCUGUUCUUAUUAGAGCAUUUUUUUGAUUUGGCUUUCUUAAACAUAGCUCUUUUUUCCUUUCAUUCCUUUCUUAUGUAUUUACUUCUUCAGUUUGCACCGAUUAUUGCGAUCAUGUUCUUCAUUGGAAUGUCCCUCGCGAGGGUUGUCAACAGAACUACUUAUAUCGCUGUGGAAAAUGGCAUUUUUGGUUUGAAAACGUGAAAAAUUGAUUUUCAAAUACAAAAAUGGCGCUUAGGUACAAUUACGGUAUUGGAGAAUAGGCUCGACAUGCUGGCCAACUCGAUCGUUGCACCGAAAGAGGUAUUGAGAUUUAAGAAUCAAAAGGAAACGAGGCUUUUUUUUUAAAGGAACCCAGCAAGUCGCCGAGAAAAAUCAGCUUCGAUGUGCCGUCAAUGAAAGAGGUUGGGAAAUAAUGUCGAUCUGACGAAUUUUAAUAUAAAGCUCUCAUAAAUUUUGAGAGAACGACAGCUUUUGAAGAGACGCCAGGAAAAAAAGCUGCAAAAUCUCUGGCCUCUCUCUCUCCCCUGUUGAUUUCUAGUCUACUGAUUUUUCAAAUUUUAUAAGUAUUGUAGAAUUCAAAAAUAGGCUUUCUGUGACAAAGUCUUCAAAAUAACUUUCAAGAUGGAUUUAGGAGAUAAUUCAUAAAAAAAUAUAAUUGUAUUGGUUUCAACAAAUCUGUUUUUUUCGAAAGAUUUUUGUUUUUUUAUUGAACUUACGCAAUUCUUCAGAACACUUACUGUUUUUCAUGAUUUCCUAUAAAAGGAAUGUCGCCCAAAGUUGGCUAAUUCAAAUUUUAAGUCCUACGGGAUAACUACUAAAGUUAGAAACUCUUUUAAUCCUUUAAAACGCAGCGCGACCGCGACGCUUUCCUCCAUUUUUGUCUUUUUUGAUAGGAGAAACCGUACAAUUAUAAAUCCGGAAGAAAACUUCAGGAGGAGAGCGAAGAGCACGAGAUGCUGAACAACUUCACGAUCAAGUCGAUCGCCACGUUCAUGAAAUCGAACCGCGACGUUUACGGCGGCGGCUUCGGAAUGGUCCAGAUCCGACGCGGCGACCUCAUCAACAAUCCUGAAGCGAACAUGAACUCCCAAGAUGUUAAUAAUGUCAAUUCCUAA
Caenorhabditis auriculariae is the source of this 6032-nucleotide messenger RNA. NCBI's taxonomy places the organism in Eukaryota, Metazoa, Nematoda, Chromadorea, Rhabditida, Rhabditidae. The record is from the annotation of a GenBank genome assembly.